This is a messenger RNA of Lodderomyces jiufengensis, 531 nucleotides long. RefSeq lists its product as uncharacterized. Gene Ontology annotation, molecular function: transmembrane transporter activity. The record is from RefSeq and is a predicted model, not a curated record. The coding region runs from base 1 to 531 and encodes 176 amino acids. Gene Ontology annotation, cellular component: membrane. Gene Ontology annotation, biological process: transmembrane transport. Lineage: Eukaryota; Fungi; Ascomycota; Pichiomycetes; Serinales; Debaryomycetaceae. The transcript has a single exon.
AUGGAAAAAGAAGUAAAAGAAUUUGAAUCAUAUGAUGAUGCUUUGGUGUUUGUUAAACAACAUCACGUUAAACAGUUAGUUGAUGGCUCAAAAAUCACAAGGAAAUUAGAUUUUACUAUAUUACCAAUGUUAUGUGGGAUAUAUCUUUUACAAUAUUUAGAUAAAUUAUUAUUAAAUUAUGCAGCUGCUAUGGGUAUCAAAAAAAAUUUAGUUGGUAAUGAAUUUGCUAAUUUAUCAACUAUAUUCUAUGCUGCAUAUAUUUUUGGAGUUCCAAUUGUAUCUUAUUUUUUGCAGAAAUUACCCUUGGGUAAAACUUUAGGUGUAUUUAUUAUAUGUUGGGGUAUUGUUGUUUCUUGUCAUGCAGCUUCUCAAAAUUAUGCUUCGUUAAUGAUUGUGAGAACUUUGUUGGGAAUAUUUGAAUCUUCAAGUGCUGUUGGAUUAAUUAUUAUUAGCGGGAUGUACUACACCAAAAGACAACAAGUUGCAAGAAUGGUAUUUGGUCAACAAUGGCUGGAGUUGGAUCAAUUAUAG